This is a messenger RNA of Botrytis cinerea B05.10, 524 nucleotides long. RefSeq lists its product as hypothetical. Lineage: Eukaryota; Fungi; Ascomycota; Leotiomycetes; Helotiales; Sclerotiniaceae. Bases 50 to 373 code for a protein of 107 amino acids. The transcript has 2 exons. The record is from RefSeq and is a predicted model, not a curated record.
GUGUGCGGCAUAUUUGAAUUGAGAUCUUACAAAUUACUUGUUCAGUCGAAUGCUAUUCCUUCAACCCGUCGACCUUCCAGAUCCUGUUUACCGCGAUAUAGUUGCGAGACCUGGUCAUACUUAUGAGAAACCCUGUAUCCUCGUGCUCUACGCCGCAAUACCACCCACACCUACAGUUGACUCCAUUUUGCUUUUUUUUCUUUCAUUCUUACUAUACCCUUGCAUACUAUCGUACCGAGUACAUUUAAUCUGCCCCAUAACGACGAUUACUACGAUGUAUAGUAGCUCGCUUCGCUUCGUCUUGCGCCCUCAGCUCCUUCGCGCGAGUUAUCUCAAUUGGAGACAAUUCUCCACAAACGGCACGCACGGGUAAAUGUUAUCAAUCAAUAGAGAACUCUUACGUCUGCCAAUUCAAAUGUACAACAUAUUGAGGCUUUCAAUCUUGUGUCUCGGGAUAUACGGCAUAUCCCCCAAGAGUUUAGUGUUUGAAUUUUAAUUGUUUAAAUUAUAUGGAUUAUUUUACA